UGGUUUGGCUGGAGGCUGUCAACUUGUCUAGCAGUGAGGCGAUCCCAGCCUGCCCGACCGGCAACUCCUCUCCGUCUCUCCCCCAUGCCGCCGCCGCCGCCGCCGCCUCCUCCUCCCGCCGUUCCUCCCACCAGCGCCGCCGCGGCCUAUGCGUCUCUUGCCGCCAUUGCGAGCUCCGUCGAGGGCCUCGCCUCCUUCAACGAGGUGCUCGUCGAGUUCCUCGACGAGUGGCGCGAAUUCCACCUCGACGCCAACUCCAUCGCCGCCGCCCUGCCCCCACUCGCCGACGACGAUGCCGACCCCGACCCCAAGCCCAGCCCCGUGGGAGAGCUCGGGGCCCUCCUCGGCCAGUGGAACCCCGUCCUCCCCGCGGCCGCCGCCGCCGCACCCCCCCUCGCCGACCGCGUAGCGGACGAAUCCAACCCUAGAUUACCCGACCCCGUCGCCGAGCGCCGCCAGCACAGUCCCGUGCCUCAAGACCCCCUCCACCAGCGGGACGAAUCCAUCCCUAAACCCGGCCCGGUGAUCGAGCGCCGCGAGCACAGUCCCCUGCCUGCGCCCCAGCGGCUCACCUCCGCCCCCGCCGUCCCCGCCGCCGCCGCCGACCCCGUCCCCGAGCCCGAGCCGAAACCCGCCCUCCCGGCCGAGGUCGGGCCCGUUCGCGCGCCCAAGCCCGCACCCAAGCCCGGCCCCGGCCGCGAGCGCAGGGCCAGCGAGCAGGAGGCGGAGAUGCUGGGGGGCAUCUGCGAGCAGAUGGGGUCGCGCUCGCUCCGCGGCUUCGUCACCACCCACCUGCGGGACCGCGCCUGGCUGCGCCGCGUGGGCCCGGCCGCGCUGCGCCGCGCCCCGGACCCCGCCGUGCUCGUCAUCCGCGCCGUCAGCCGCAGCUACAUCUGCGCCGAGAGCGAGAACGCCGAGACCGCCUGCGUGCUCCUCCUGGAGCUCUACGUGCGCGCGGGCUGCCCCCGCCGCCCGGAGGGGGAGGGGGAGGCCGAGGUGCGGGCCGAGGCGCGCGUGUCCGCGCUCUCGUGGCGCAGCCGGAUCGUGCGGGAGAAGGGCCGGGUCGCCGACGCCAGCGCCAGGGACGCCCGCGGCCUCAUCCUCCUCAUGGCCGCCUUCGGCGUGCCCCUCGAGUUCCCUCUGCAGGAGCUCUACCAGCUGAUGCUUGCCGGCGGCUGCUUGACCUGCGUCGACGUGCUCAGAUGCUCCCAGCCCUUCAUGAAGAAGCUGCGUGAUGUUGUUGCUGAUAUGCUGAACAGGGGAAGUUAUCGCGAAGCGAUUGGUGUGAUCCUUGCAUUUGACCUGCAGGAGGCGUUCCCGCUCGAUGGCGUACUGUCUUACAUCGUUGACAAGGUUGUGCGCAAUAGGAAGGAGCAAGAGAGCGAGGUGGAGUGUGAUUUGGCGGGAUCGAAAAAACGUGAUGAAGAGGAGUUGCUUCUUUGGAGAUCAAUAUCGAAAUAUGUGGAGGAGCGCACACCAUGUUUUUCAGAAAUGUCUUGUCCCAGUUUGGCUGAGAGGAUUAAGGUGCUAGAAGAACGCGUUGGAAAGCCAAACCAAAACCUUUCUGAGUGAAGAGAGUCGCGAACCAAGCUUCUCUGAGCGAAGAGAGCCAAACCAUGCCUCUCUAAUGAUCUAACAUAAAUCAUGAACUGCAGAAGCAACACCGCUACGAGCGAGGAGAGCUUAACAGACCAGUUCUGCAGUUCAAAUACUGCAGCUAUACGAAUUUUGACAUGGAUCCAGCCGUACUGUACUGUAUGGACUUGUAGGAAGUCUUUCUGGGCUCCUCAAGUAUCCAUUAUACACCUGAUAGAAUUAUACCCAGCCUAGUAAGGCACACAGUAUGACAAUAUGUUGUGGUGAACUUAAACCUGCUUGUAGCAACCUUGGCCUGUUUCCCCCAAACAGCAAGCUCGGUAAUAUUUCCAUGUUUGGAAGGGAUGGAUUUUGGGGAUUGUUCUGAAUCCCGCAUCAUCCUUCCAUUCCCACCCCUUUCAGAACAUCCGUUUGAGACUCUGUGUGGUGGCCUGUUUUGAAAGCUCACAUUUACUUUGGCCCAAGAUGAAUGAAUCAUGAAAUCUCUAGUUAUGUUUUAUUUCUAAGUCAAUUCAUUCCGUAAUGUCGAGUUAUAGUUUCUGUAAUCUUUUUAUUAAAUUCUUAUAAUAUUUGGCCAUGCUUUUGUGGAAUUCACUCAAGAUGGGUUUUGUAGAACAUGGCACAUCUUGGUUUGCCUGUUCUAUGCAGCAUCACAAAAUUUGGUCACUGAAAAUGCCAAAAUUGCCUUUCCAUCCUACAGUCGUAUGGUCUGUAGAGGAGGAAAUGGGGUGUGGGCAUUCCUAAGGCAUAAUCAUGACAUGUUCUCCUUGUGAUUCUUUGCACUUGGUACAGUGUUGGGUGAACGUCUAGGCAGAGCUUGAGGAAAUGAACUUGCUUGAUGGAGGACUUUCUAAAACUUGCUUCUUACAGUUCUUUUCUCCCUACUAAUGCCUGGGUGCCACUUUUGAUUUUGUUUCUUGGUAUUAUCUACUCCCUCGCCUAGAAUUACUUGUCGUAGAAAUGGAUGUAUCUAGACGUAUUUUUAGUUCUAGAUACAUACAUUUGUAUCCAUUUCCGCGACAAGUAAUUCGGGACGGAGGGAGUAUUAUAUACGGGGAACAUCAAGUUCUAGGUUCUGAUAAUAUUUGUAUUAAAUUCUGCUAUGGUUUGACCCUGCUCUCUAUCAGUUUAGUUGGCUUUUGUUUCCACCACGGUGCAUCUUGUUCUGUAAUUCUGUUCUGUGCAGCAUGGAGUGCAACCACAGAACAUGAUCUAACAUAAAUCAUGAACUGCAGAAGCAACACCGCUACGAGUGAGGAGAGCUUAACAGACCAGUUCUGCAGUUCAAAUACUGUAACUAUACGAAUUUUGACAUGGAUCCAGCCGUACUGUACUGUAUGGGCUAGUAGGAAGUCUUUCUGGGCUCCUCAAGUAUCCAUUAUACACCUGAUAGAAUUAUACUCAGCCUGGUAAGGCCCAUAGUAUGACAAUAUGUUGUGGUUGAACUUAAACCUGCUUGUAGCAA
Messenger RNA from Triticum urartu, 3061 nucleotides. It is a transcript of the gene FRI, whose product is annotated as FRIGIDA-like protein. The record is from RefSeq and is a predicted model, not a curated record. Lineage: Eukaryota; Viridiplantae; Streptophyta; Magnoliopsida; Poales; Poaceae.